Molecule: messenger RNA, 564 nt
Organism: Pocillopora meandrina
Lineage: Eukaryota; Metazoa; Cnidaria; Anthozoa; Scleractinia; Pocilloporidae
Source: the annotation of a GenBank genome assembly
AUGGCAGGGUAUCACAGACUUGCCAUGGCUAAUUACUGUAAGUAUAAAGGAAAAUGUAUGAUCAAACCGGAACACUGGGGACACAACAAACAUACCACUUUAUUCAUGUGGGAUAAUGUGGCUUCUGGAUGUGCAGACAGUGUACAAUUGAACCCUAAACAGGAAGGACGUGUCAACAUCUCAAUACGAAAGACAUCUGUAGAUGAAUUAGUGACAGUUAUCAUUUACGGUGAAUUUGAAAACAUGUUGCAGAUAAAACCCACAGGAAGCACUCAGUACGACAUUUACAGUCAAACGAUUGCAGGCAGAAUCUAAGAAGAGGUCAUGGAAUUCGUUCCAUUAACUACAAAACAGUUAUCUUAUCUCGCAAAACAAGAUCCAUGUCUGGCACCUAUUUUCGAAGGAGUGUUUGCAGCCGAUCAAUUACCAGGAUUACCAGAACAAAGGAGAAAAAAAGCUUACAUCGUCAACACCGACGAAAUCAGUAAAGCUGGAUCUCAUUGGUUAGCUAUUUUCGCAAAAAACACACUUGCGAAGUCUUUGACAGUUACGGAUUACCAUUAA